GACAGGAAGCUGAAGUGAUGUGACGUGGCUGGGGCAAGCCUGCCUGGGGGGCUGACGCCACUAUUUCAGGAGACUCCGGCGGGGAGCACGGCGGCCCCGCGGCAGUUUCUCGCAGGACUCCAGGACUCGGUGGGAGAGACAGGAAUGAGAGUUGGAGAAACAGAGUGAGAAUCGGGUGGAAGAGGGCCAGCGGUUCCAGAGCCCAAAAGGAAUCUCCUCCGGAAUCCAGACUUGGCAGGUCCUCAGGCUUCCAGCUACUGUUCCCUCUUCUGAGACCAGAGCCCCGCCCUCACCAGCAGCAGUUGUGUCCUGGGGACAAAGACAUCCAUCCAGAUUCCCGUUAGGGAGGCCUUACUCCAUGGGCACCCAACUUCUCUUCCGAGGCAUUCUCCUCCUGUUGCUGCCCCGACCUGCCCCAGCCUCCUGCUACACAGCUGCGCGAUCAGAGUGCAAGCAAAACCAUGACCCCGUGCCUGGCGCGUUGCUGGCUGGGGAAGGUGUGGACGUGACCAGCCUCCGCCGCUCCGGCUCCUUCCCCGUGGACACACACAGGUUCCUGCGGCCCGACGGCACCUGCACCCUCUGUAAAAACCCCCUGCAGAAGGGCGCCCUGCAGCGUCUGCCCCUGGCGCUCACCCACUGGCGUGGGCAGGGCUCCAGCUGCAGGCGCCAAGUAGCCAAGGCCAAAAUCAGCUCCACCGAGGAGGUGGCCCGGGAGGCGGCCUCCAGCAUCAACAAUGACUGGCGGGUGGGGCUGGACGUGACUCCCCCCGAGCCCAGCAGCAAGGUGCACAUGUCUGUGGCUGGCUCGCACUCCAAGGCAGCGGACUUCGCAGCCCAAAAGACCCACCAGGACCAGUACAGCUUCAGCACGGACACGGUGGAGUGUCGCCUCUACAGUUUCCAUGUGGUGCACAAACCCCCACUGCACCCUGAUUUCAAGAGGGCACUUGGGGACCUGCCCCCCCACCUCAACACCUCCACCGAGCCUGACUACCUCAGGCUCAUCCACAACUACGGCACCCACUUCAUCCGGUCCGUGGAGCUGGGUGGCCGCGUCUCAGCCCUCACGGCCCUACGCACCUGUGCACUGGCCUUGGAUGGGCUCACGGCCGACGAGGUGGGGGACUGCCUGGCUGUGGAGGCCCAGGUGAGCAUCGGUGGCCAUGCCGAGUCCUCAUCCGAGUUCAAGGCCUGCGAGGAGAAGAAGCAGCGGCACAAGAUGAUAACCUCCUUCCACCAGACCUACCACGAGCGCCACUCCGAGGUCGUCGGCGGCCGCCACGCCUCCUUGCGAGACCUGCUAUUCGGGAACCAGGCUGGGCCUGAGCAGUACUCAGCCUGGGUGGCUUCGCUGAUCAGCAGCCCCGGCCUGGUGGACUACAGCCUGGAGCCCCUGCACUUCCUGGUGGACGGCCAGGACCCGCGGCGGGAGGCGCUGAGGCAGGCCGUGAGCAAGUACCUGAUGGGCAAGGCACGCUGGAGGGACUGCAGCCGGCCCUGCUCGCCUGGGCAACAGAAAAGUCCCCAUGACCCGUGCCAGUGCGUGUGCCACGGCUCAGCAGUCACCAACCAAGACUGCUGUCCACGCCAGAGGGGCCUGGCACGGCUGGAGGUGACCAUUGUCCAAGCGUGGAAUCUGUGGGGAGACUAUGGUAGUGCUACAGACGCCUAUGUGAAGGUCUUCUUUGGUGGCCAGGAGCUGAGGACCGGUACUGUAUGGAACAAUAACAACCCCAGAUGGAUGACUCGGCUGGACUUUGGGGAUGUGCUUCUGACCACAGGGGGUCCCCUGAGGGUGCAGGUUUGGGAUGCAGACAACGGCUGGGAUGAUGACCUCCUUGGCUCCUGUGACCGGUCUCUAAAGUCUGGCUCCCACGAGGGGCAGUGCCACAUGAAUCAUGGUCACCUGCAAUUCCUUUACCAAGCCAGAUGCUUGCCCCACCUGGCUGGGGGAACCUGCCUGGAUUAUGCCCCCCAGGGGCUUCUGGGAGAGCCUCCAGGGAACCGCAGCGGGGCCGUGUGGUGAGGGCUCAGGCUUUAUCAUUGAGGUGGCUGAGUUUACAGGUCAACCCUGAGGCCCCUGGCCCAAAUGUCCCAGCCCUCCGACAUUCCAAGCCUGGCAGUCACUGCUGUACAGACUAUAGCUCCGGCAGGGGUCAGCAGACUGUCCCACGGGCUGCUUAGAGCUCACCUUUCAAAACCCUCCUUGCAGCCAUUUAUUUUUUACUUUUUGGUACUGGUGAUUGAACUCAGGGGCACUUUGCUGCUGAGCUGCAUCCCGAGUCCUUUUUUAUUUUGAGACAGGGUCUUGCAAACUUGCUCAGGGUCUUGCUAAGUUGCCAAGGCUAGCCUCAAACUUGUGAUCCUCCUGCCUCAGCCUCCCAAGUCACUGGGAUUACAAGCGUGCACCACCACACCUUUGCUCUUUGUCUCCCUGCUUUAUCUCUAAGACAAAGCAAGGACAGCCACGACCUAGCUCACUGCACACGUGAGGCCAAUAGAUAGGAUAUAUAUGACGGUGACCGUGGUGGUGGUAUUGUGGCAGAGGAGACAAUGGGGACAAAACCACCUCUAGAGCCAAAAUUCUACAUCAGCAACCCAUACGGAAUGGGGGCAGGCAGGUCAUGUAAACUGCUUUUCUGCUUUUGCUGGAAAUGUGGAGACUCGAAAUAUUUUACUUUCCUUGUAACCCUCUGGCUUGAGAAAAAGCAGCAUGAACUUAGUGAUAAGUGGCCACAGACAUUCAGUUCCCAACUGGAAGAAAACAGGGACGGGUGAGGACAGUGGUGAAUUAGCAAGUGUGGGUCUUAUUUAUUAGUGGGGUGGGGGCGGGGCCGUGCUGCAGCUCUCCUCCAGCCAAACCUUCCAGGUGGAAAUGUGAGCCCAAAACUUCCAGGUCUUCUCAUUUUUUAAAGCAAUCAUAAACUCCAAUUUGAUUGCUAACUGUGGCAAUUCAUCUCACUUUGUACGCUUUGUAAAAAUAAACCUCUGUGGGCAAAUGUG
Molecule: messenger RNA, 3006 nt
Organism: Marmota monax (woodchuck)
Lineage: Eukaryota; Metazoa; Chordata; Mammalia; Rodentia; Sciuridae
Gene: Prf1
Product: perforin 1
Exons: 4
Coding region: 359-2029 (556 amino acids)
Biological process (GO): leukocyte mediated cytotoxicity
Molecular function (GO): pore-forming activity; calcium ion binding
Source: RefSeq, a predicted model, not a curated record